Molecule: messenger RNA, 1366 nt
Organism: Dipodomys spectabilis (banner-tailed kangaroo rat)
Lineage: Eukaryota; Metazoa; Chordata; Mammalia; Rodentia; Heteromyidae
Gene: Slc25a29
Product: solute carrier family 25 member 29
Exons: 4
Coding region: 172-1059 (295 amino acids)
Biological process (GO): mitochondrial L-ornithine transmembrane transport
Cellular component (GO): mitochondrion
Molecular function (GO): high-affinity L-arginine transmembrane transporter activity
Source: RefSeq, a predicted model, not a curated record
GCGGACCGGUCUCCACUGAGCCGCCGCCCCCUGACCCCGGCUACCCCGGCUCUGCACCAGGAGGCGGCGGGCCAGGCCGAGCGCCCGGGCUGCCCGCCGUGGACCCCGACGGUAACCUGCGGGCCGGGGUCCGGAGGAGGAAGGAGGAAGGUGGCCUCGCGGGGUCCGGCCAUGGCGCUCGACUUCCUGGCUGGAUGCGCUGGGGGUGUGGCAGGUGUGCUUGUGGGACACCCAUUUGACACUGUCAAGGUGCGGCUGCAGGUGCAGAGCGCGGAGCAGCCCCAGUACAGAGGGACCCUGCAUUGCUUCCAGACCAUCAUCAAGCAGGAGAGUGUGCUGGGCUUGUACAAAGGCCUGGGCUCGCCCCUCAUGGGGCUGACCUUCAUCAACGCACUGGUGUUCGGGGUGCAGGGCAACACGCUCCGGGUGCUGGGCCACGACUCCCCGCUGCACCAGUUCGUGGCGGGGGCGGCGGCGGGGGCCAUCCAGUGCGUCAUCUGCUGCCCCAUGGAGCUCGCCAAGACGCGGCUGCAGCUGCAGGCCGCCGGCCCGGCGCGCGCCUACAAGGGCUCCCUGGACUGCCUGGCGCAGAUCUACCGGCGGGAGGGGCUGCGGGGCAUCAACAGGGGCAUGGCGUCCACGCUGCUGCGGGAGACGCCCAGCUUCGGCGUCUACUUCCUCACCUACGACGUGCUGACGCGCGCGCUGCGCUGCGAGCCCGCCGACCGCCUGCUGGUGCCCAAGCUGCUGCUGGCGGGCGGCACGGCGGGCAUGGCCUCCUGGCUCUCCACCUACCCCGUGGACGUGGUCAAGUCGCGGCUGCAGGCCGACGGGGUGCGGGGCGCCCCGCGCUACCGCGGCCUCCUCGACUGCGCGCGCCAGAGCUACGAGGCCGAGGGCUGGCGCGUGUUCACGCGCGGGCUCGGCUCCACGCUGCUGCGCGCCUUCCCCGUCAACGCCGCCACCUUCGCCACCGUCACGGCCGUGCUCAGCUACGCCCGCGGCGGAGAGGCCCAGCCCGAGCCCGGGCCGGCCCUGGCCCAGCCGUCCGGCCUGUGACGCGCGCGCCCCGGGCCGCGCAGGACGUCAGUCACCAGGGCCGGAAGUCAGCAGGGCCGUCGGAGCCGCGCCAGGCCUGGUCCGAGCACUUUACCACUUUACACCGGCGAGUCUGCCAGUCCCCGGGCCCUGGCGCUGUUCCCUCCCCGCAGGCCGACGCCUUCGGCCUGGAUUGCCCCUCUCAGCGCUGGGGCCUGGUCCAGCCUUCUGGAGACUUCUAUCCGCCCAAGGCCCUGGCUGGAGAGAGAAGUCUCACCUGGGCUUCAGGCCACCUUGUGUAAAAUGAGGACAGGUCAGCUGAGGCCCG